CCACACUUUUCUCCCAACUUCUUCAACACCUAACUCUCUCUUACUCCUCUGCCUUGUUCCUCUUUCUUUCUUCUCCUCCUCCUCCUCUGUUUUACUCCCCUGUUUUCAAUACCUCCAAAAAGAAAAAGAAAAAGAAAAAGAAAAAGAAAAAGAAAAACAACAACAAUGGCGGAAGGAAAUUACAAUAAUAGGCAUCACCACCACAACAAUAAUGUAAACUUUACAGAGCCAAGAGGGUUUAGUGAGAAAUUAAAAUCCAGUCUUAGUGAGACAUUCUUCCCAGAUGAUCCCUUCAGAGGAUUCAGUAAUGAUCCCCCUAAAAAGAGAUUAAUUAAAGGGAUAAAGUAUUUUGUGCCAGUUUUCGAGUGGCUUCCUAAGUAUAAUUUUAGCCUAUUUAGGUAUGAUUUACUUGCUGGUAUUACCAUUGCUAGUCUUGCUAUUCCUCAAGGUAUCAGUUAUGCCAACCUUGCUCGUGUUCCUCCUGUCAUUGGCCUUUAUUCAAGUUUUGUGCCACCUUUUAUAUAUGCCGUAUUUGGAAGUUCAAAGAAUUUGGCCGUUGGAACGGUGGCGGCUUGCUCCUUGCUCAUGGCUAAUACUAUUGGAGAGACGGUUUCUCCAACUGACAACCCAGCUUUGUAUCUCAGCUUGGUGUUCACGGCUACUUUCAUCUGUGGAAUUAUUGAAACUGCUCUCGGUGUCUUAAGAUUGGGAAUUCUGGUGGAUUUCUUAUCACAUUCAACGAUAACUGGAUUUAUGGGAGGAACUGCAGUGAUAAUAAUCUUGCAACAAUUGAAGGGUUUUCUCGGGUUAACGCAUUUUACUGCUAAAACUGAUCUUAUCUCAGUAUUGAAAACCUUGUUCAGCCACAAAAAUGAGUGGCAUUGGCAGAGUGCCCUUGUUGGUAUCAUCUUCCUUGCUUUCCUACAAUUCACUAGACACGUGAAAAACAAGAGGCCAAAGCUAUUUUGGAUUUCAGCCAUGGCUCCUCUGGUAGUUGUCAUAACUGGCGGCCUUUUCGCUUACCUUGCUCAUGCUGAGAAAUUUGGUAUCCAAAUUGUUGGUCAUUUGAAUAGAGGGAUUAAUCCGCCUUCCAUUAACCAAUUGAACUUUGAUCCCAAGUACAUUGCUGCACCUAUAAAAGCUGGAAUCCUAACAGCUGUUCUAGCUCUUGCUGAAGGAAUUGCCAUUGGAAGAAGUUUCGCAAUAAUGAAGAAUGAGCAGACUGAUGGCAACAAAGAGAUGAUCGCGUUUGGCCUUAUGAACAUUGUUGGUUCAUUUACUUCUUGCUACUUGACUACAGGACCGUUUUCAAAGACAGCAGUAAACUUCAAUGCAGGAUGCAAAACACAAAUGUCGAACGUGGUGAUGGCGAUAAUCAUGAUGUUGACACUAUUGUUCUUGGCACCAUUGUUUAGCUACACUCCAAUGGUUGCCCUUUCUGCAAUUAUAAUGUCCGCCAUGUUCGGUCUCAUUGAAUAUGACAAGGCAUUUCACCUCUACAAAGUGGAUAAGUUUGACUUCUGCAUUUGUAUGGUUGCUUUCUUUGGAGUCAGCUUCAUCAGUAUGGAUGUUGGCCUCGGCCUCUCGAUUGGGUUGGGAAUCGUAAGGGCAUUACUAUACACAGCAAGGCCAGCAACUUGUAAGUUAGGGAACAUUCCCAACACAAGUCUCUUCCGCGACAUUGAACAAUACCCUACAGCACGAGGGACUGCAGGAAUCCUAAUUCUUCAGCUAGGAUCCCCAAUUUUAUACUCAAACAGCACAUAUGUUAGAGAAAGAGUUCUAAGGUGGAUUAGAGAUGAAGAAUUCAAUACCGAGUAUCAAGGGGAUACCGUUGAACACCUUGUUUUGGAACUUGGAGGAGUGACAACCAUAGACAUGACAGGAAUAGAGGCUUUAUACGAAUUGAAAAGACUCCUAGGAGCUAAAGAUAUCAAGAUGUUGUUGGUAAAUCCAAGGAUUACAGUCCUAGAGAAGUUGACAGCUUCAAAGUUCAUUGAUGUAAUUGGGAAAGAAUCAGUGUUUUUGUCAAUUGAUGAUGCAGUUGAGUCAUGCAGAUUUAGAUUGGCUGGCCCAAGUAAAUUUGAUGGGCCAAGUAAAUUGAAUGGGCUAGAACAGGCCUGAACCCUGCUUUUUUGUGGAAAGAAAGGGAUAGAUUUUAAAGGAGGCCCUUUUCUGUAAAAUGCAAAGUGGGCUUUUUAUUUUUGUAAAGUAUGUAACUAUUGUUGGCCCAGUUAUAGUUUUACUUGGGGCUCAAUUAGUGAAUUUGUUCUAUCUUCUAAUUUCUAAAGAAGGUCGAACAAAGGGAAGUGUGGAGAAUGUGGAGAUGAUAAAUGUAAUUUAGGAGGCAUAUGAUGGAGAAUUUUAUUUUUUCUAGAGUUUUGGAAAUUGUAAAAUUGAUAUAUGGUUAUUGAAAUUUCUAGCAUUUCAAGAA
Spinacia oleracea (spinach) is the source of this 2434-nucleotide messenger RNA. RefSeq names its product probable sulfate transporter 3.5. Gene Ontology annotation, molecular function: secondary active sulfate transmembrane transporter activity. Gene Ontology annotation, cellular component: membrane. NCBI's taxonomy places the organism in Eukaryota, Viridiplantae, Streptophyta, Magnoliopsida, Caryophyllales, Amaranthaceae. The record is from RefSeq and is a predicted model, not a curated record. The transcript is spliced from 12 exons. Gene Ontology annotation, biological process: sulfate transmembrane transport. Bases 166 to 2124 code for a protein of 652 amino acids.